AUGUAUGUUGAUCCCCGAAUCCUAUGUGUAUCCAAUGACCUGGUGUUUCAUUAUAGACCGGCCGUGGCGCGCCAGCAGUCGGCGCCGACCCUGGUGUUUAGGCGCUUGGCAGACGAAGAUGAUGAGUUAUCAGAAGUUCAACCUGACGCUGUACCUCCAGAAGUCAGGGAAUGGUUGGCUUCGACGUUUACCAGGCAGCUGGCGACAGCAAAACGAAAGUCGGAUGAGAAGCCCAAGUUCAAAUCAGUAGCGCACGCGAUCAGAGCUGGUAUCUUCGUGGAUAGGAUCUACAGGAGGGUAACCAGCACUGCGCUGAUGCAGUUUCCUCAAGACGUCGUUAGAGUUCUAAAAACGUUGGAUGAAUGGUCUUUUGACGUAUUUGCGUUACACGAAGCAGCGGGCGGUUAUCCAGUGAAAUAUCUUGGAUACGAACUCCUUAACCGCUACGGAAUGAUACAUAAAUUUAAAGUACAGCCUCCAACUUUGGAAAACUUUCUGAGCCGGAUAGAGGAGGGGUACUGCAAGUUUCAUAACCCAUAUCACAAUAAUCUUCAUGCUGCAGACGUUGCGCAAACUGUACACUAUAUGCUAUGUCAGACUGGACUUAUGAACUGGUUAUCAGACUUGGAAAUCUUCGCGACCCUUGUGGCGGCUAUCGUUCAUGACUUCGAGCAUACUGGCACCACCAACAAUUUCCACGUGAUGUCCGGUUCAGAUACAGCACUGCUCUACAACGACCGAGCUGUCCUGGAAAAUCAUCAUAUAAGUGCUGCUUUUAGGUUGAUUAAAGAAGAAGAGAACAAUAUCCUGCUAAAUCUCUCACGAGACGAGUUCCGUGAGUUCCGUACGCUGGUGAUCGACAUGGUGUUAGCUACGGAUAUGUCCUUCCACUUUCAACAGUUGAAGAACAUGAGGUCUCUUCUCUCGCUCGCUGAACCUGCUGUGGACAAAUCCAAAGCCGUUUCACUCGUGCUGCAUUGCUGUGAUAUCUCCCAUCCAGCUAAGAGAUGGGACCUCCACCAUCGAUGGACUAUGAGCCUUCUGGAUGAAUUCUUCUUGCAAGGAGACAAGGAGAGGGAACUCGGUCUUCCAUUCAGUCCUCUUUGUGAUAGGAACAACACGCUUGUAGCUGAAUCUCAGAUUGGAUUCAUCGAUUUCAUUGUGGAACCCAGUAUGGGGGUAUGUGCCGAUAUGUUGGAAUGUAUUCUGGGUCCUUUGCAUUCUAACACAAAGAAUUCGUCUAGUACAGCUGGUCACGACUCUAUAAGUGAAGACAGUGGGGUCGCAGAAUUAACAAAAUUCAAAAUAAAGAAACCUUGGGUUGCUUGCCUUAUGGACAACAAGAAGAUUUGGAAAGAACAAGCAGCAAAAGACGCUGAAGACAGAGCCAGGUUGGAAGAAGAGUCCAACGGUGCACCACCACAACAGCCGGAUGAAUAA
Molecule: messenger RNA, 1440 nt
Organism: Leptosia nina
Lineage: Eukaryota; Metazoa; Arthropoda; Insecta; Lepidoptera; Pieridae
Source: the annotation of a GenBank genome assembly